Spathaspora passalidarum NRRL Y-27907 is the source of this 1014-nucleotide messenger RNA. RefSeq lists its product as uncharacterized. Gene Ontology annotation, biological process: replication fork processing; double-strand break repair; resolution of meiotic recombination intermediates. Gene Ontology annotation, cellular component: nucleus; Holliday junction resolvase complex. The transcript has a single exon. The annotation marks the transcript as partial. The record is from RefSeq and is a predicted model, not a curated record. Gene Ontology annotation, molecular function: nuclease activity; DNA binding. Lineage: Eukaryota; Fungi; Ascomycota; Pichiomycetes; Serinales; Debaryomycetaceae.
AGACCUCAGAAGAAAUCAAAGAAAGCCGAACCACUGCUUGACACACCCCAGGUUGACGGAUUCAAAUAUUCACAUAAGGAGCUCGUUAAUGCUAACAAAGUGACAAAAAAGAAAGAAGAAUUAUUUGCAGAAAUGGAACUAGGAAUCGAGUCUUCAGUAUAUGAACUAUUCACUGAUACAAGUGAUAACUUCCAAUGUCGAAUUACACUGGAACACUAUUCCCAACCAAUAAUAUCUUGGAAUAGGCAUAUUAACUCCAGAUAUGACUUAAUCAGGGAUAUAUUCAUUCCAUGUCCUCCCACUACUAUCACCGAGCCAGUGGUUGUUCUUUACUAUACUGCUGAUACAUUCAUAGCGAGACUUAAUGAUAAAACUUUAACUGGUGAUGUCAUAUCCUCAAAGAUAGCAUUGGACAAUGUUCGAGGAGACGAGACUCCUCAUGUGAUAUUAGUAGUUGAGGCAUAUGAUCACCUACUCAACAAAAUCAAAGCUUAUGAACAGCGCCAAUUCAAGAACCAAGUUCUAGAACGCAUGGGAUCACCCACUAAACAAACAAAAAGGAAAACACCCAAUGAUAUUGAAAGUUACCCACCCUCCAAAGAAAUUGAACAACUAGUUAAUCAAAUCCAAAUUGAGCUAAGCAUUAAUAUAUUCAUGGUGCGUACUCGACUUGAAGCUAUCAACUGGUUGAAUUCGUUCACAUACACCAUUGCAUCGUCGUUGUAUGAUAAAUAUGAGAGAAAUAAAGAUUUGGCAAAUAUUGGCACGGUAAGAUCUGGAAGUGAUGCCAAAUCAACUUUCCUACAGUCAAUACAACAGUUUAAUUUAAUGACCGAAUCGAAAGCAGAUAGGCUAUACGUGCAAUACAAGACAAUGAAUCAAGUGUACACGACAUUAAAAGCGCAAGGAACGCUAGGACAAGAUAAUUUUGGGAGAAAUAUUGUACCACCAUCAGUUGAUAGUGCGCUACAUAAAUUCUUUACGGCUGAUGACCCAGAUGAUAUUAUUACUUAG